AUGGUAAGCCAGUUUGACGCUCUUCUAAGGUUUUAUGGGUUUUGCCGUUCAUUUCAGCGGUAAACGUUAGCAGAGGACGCCUUAGGACACGCUACCUUGAUAAAUAUGUUGCGUGAUGUCACUACCAUGACCCCAUCUUCAUUUUAGGAUCAAGCAAAUGAGGAAACACGAUAGGUUAUUUUCAGGACCGCUCGUUAAGCUUAAUAAUAUUAGAUGGGUAAACGAAUCGCCUACACGUCUAACGUUCGAACUGACUACAUUUGACGUCCAUCGUCAAACUGUGCGCUGUAAUAUGGGAGUUUUCCAGUUGGUCAUCCUUGUUAUUAUUGAUUUUUUCCUGUUAUCCAUGUUGUUUGCCGCCACAUGGUUGUCUCUCCUGGGUGACUGGUCCGAGCGUGGUGGAAGUUGGACGAGACUGUGGUGUUUAUACCUGGAGGUUGUGGGUAAGUUUCUUCUACGCGUCUCUGUUAUUUUCGUUAAGCCACGGAGAUGGCGCCGGUAUGAGGUAGUGAAAACCGCUUGAGAUACCCCGUUUGAGCACUGUUAGCAGCUUCUCCCUUCUGGAGAAGUGGUGGGCAGUUGAUGUUGAAUGCCUUGAGGUGGCUGUUCUUUAAAACCGGUCGAGUGACCAGCGGGUCCUACCGACCUCUCCCCGUCUAGGGCGUAUACUUCCGAGCAGAACCCUCGUGCAGCUUUUCUUGUGCUUUGGUUGAUGGUCAUAUAAAAGGCGAAAGUCCGAUUUGCGUUAGUGUUCUUUAUGUAUGCGACCGUUUCCCGAAUGUCAUACGGUGGUCUGUAGACGAGGACGUUAAAAAUUUGUUUUUUUCUCUGACCAAUUCGUCAUGUUGCAUUUAUAAUUGAAAGGUGAUAAAGGGAAAUUAAACCUGGAUUGUGGAUCUAGCCUUUUUCAUGGUGAUUGGGGAACUACCGUCAAAAUUUCGCCAUUAAUACGCCAGUUUAUAAAGAAGGUGAACAAACGAUCUCCGGAAUAGUAGGUGCGUUAGUAGUAGUAGUAGUAGUAUUAGUAGUAGUAGAAGUAGUAGUAGUAGUAGUAGUAGUAGAAGUAGUAGUAGUAGUAGUAGUAGUAGGCGUCUGCGACCGUCUCUGAUGAUGGAUUCGAGUGAGAAUCUGAAACGUCAGACCAAUAAAUUUCUUGUUCCAGUGAUCGCAUCUUCGUCUUCUGAGUAGUUUGACGAUGGCCUCCUGAACGUGACCAAACGCCCAGACUAAUACACCUACUAUUCCAGAGAUCGGUUGUUCAUCUUCUUUACAACAAGAACCUGGGAUUUGCAUAUUCGCUUCCAUCCAUGCCAAUUUAUAUCCCCGGAAAGCUCAACCUUCCAGCUCACUCUCAGCAUUAUUAACUUUUAUUGCCAGUUCCUCCCAAAAUUUGGCGAUAACAUUCUGGCGUACAAGACCCUCCUCUGGGGUCCCAAAGGUUGGUUCGAGCUCUUCGCAGCCACCCUCACACUUUUUGACAAGAAGAGGGAUGCCAUGGCUGACGCCGCACUCCUGGACCAGUCUGCUCCAGACGCAUCUAAUUUACUUAUUGUUAGUGCCUCCAACGCUGCGGUUCUCCUGCACUCUCUAGCAGGUCAGGCCCAACCCCUACGUUUCUUUUGCAAAAAGCUGUCUCCGCCAACUCGCGCUGCAGAAACAUUCAAGGGGAAGCUUCUGGCUGCCUACUUGGCCGUGAAACACUUCCAGCAUUUCCAUGAGGGCAAAGACCUUACUGUAUUCCCGCAUCACAACCCCCUUCUGCCGAGCAAAACACCUGAGUAA
Molecule: messenger RNA, 1782 nt
Organism: Spirometra erinaceieuropaei
Lineage: Eukaryota; Metazoa; Platyhelminthes; Cestoda; Diphyllobothriidea; Diphyllobothriidae
Source: the annotation of a GenBank genome assembly